UCUCAAAAUGGUUGAUAUGCACUCGCAGUUCGUUGCCGGAACCCAAAGCAAAAACUGUGGUUCGAUACGCAGAUGCAAGCUGGAAAUGUUUUUCAUUUUUCUCUUAAGCUAAGACUACAGACUACCAAGGCUGCUAGCCAUCGUUGCAAGAAACAAAAAGAUACGGAGCGCUUUUCGAAAACUAGCUAUGAAAACUACACAGUGUAGAAGUAACUACUGAAGUUGAAAAAUAUUGACCCCGCCAUCACUGCAGUGACAUGAAUAUGUUUGGAAAUUUUUCCGAGACGUGGUCGUGGACCGCGCAUUUGCUUGGAUGUCUCGUCUUGACCAAAGCGUUUUACGCGGUGGCGCAGUGGACGUACAUAUGCUUCUUUCGGCCGGGGAAGGACUUGAAGAAGUGCUACGGCGAGUGGGCUGUGGUGACGGGCGCGACAGACGGGAUCGGCAAGGCCAUCGCGCAGGAACUCAGUAAGCAAGGCAUGAAGGUCGUUCUGCUCAGCCGAACUUUGUCUCGCCUCGAGGAAACGCAGAAGGAACUUCGAGGGGAGUCCGCAGUUUGCGUUGUGGACUUCUCCAAUUACGAUGAUGCAGCACGUGCCAAGGUUGCGGCUGUGCUCAAGGGGAAAGGUGCUUACUUACUUAUUUUUCUUUCGGCAUAAGAAUCAACAACUCUUUCUGGUAUUUUUCUGUGCACAGUUCUGGUCUCUGCUUUGCUGGGAUCAUUGCGAUAUAAAAGUAGUACUUUAACGUCCAAACAAACAAAAUCAAUGCAGAUGUGGGGCUUCUGGUAAACAACGUUGGCAUCAGCUACGACCAUCCCGCCUUCUUUCACGAAGUCGAAAAGGACCGACAAGAGCAGCUGAUUAGCCUCAACGUGACAGCCACAACGCGAAUGACAGCUGACUGUUUGCCAGCCAUGCUGGAGAAGAAAAAAGGAGCAGUGGUACACUCAAAUUCAAACGUGAUUCGCAUUUGAGCUUGACUAGGCUCGUCUAUACUUUCUUUGACAUCGGUUUUGUUACCCGUUCUAGCACAUGCGAAUUAUGCCAUCUUGACUGCUAAGGCGAGCCUGUCUGUAACAAAAUCAGGGAAGCAGCAGCGGAUGUUCUUUUUUCCGCACAAAACAUAUGUAAAGAGGACUCCAUGAAAGAAUAACAUAAACAUUCCUUUCCAGGUCAACAUAGCAUCUAUCUCGGGCGUCAGCUCGAGUCCGUUGCUCACGCAGUACUCUGCCACCAAGGCCUACGUAAUCCGGUUGACCGAAGGCUUGAGUGCGGAGUACGAAAAGAAAGGAAUCCAUUUCCAGUGCCAGUAUCCGCAUUUUGUCACCACAAAAUUAGCCAAGCUACGCAAACCCUCGCUCACCAUCGCCAGUCCGAAUGCAUACGCGAAAGCAGCGGUGCGCGCAAUCGGCUAUGACAGUAUACUUGGAAACUACACUUUUUCUAUCGGCAUUGCAAUUCGUUGUCUUUGCUUGUGCUGAUUGAAAAAAAAAUCGAUGUUAAAACCGAAAUAACAGCCCUGAUCAGUCCAUAUUGGAGUCACUACGUGUGUGCCGAAUUGCUGGCGAAGUUACCGUUGAGUCUGCAGAGCAUGGCCUUAAUGCAGAUGCACCUCCCCAUCCGCUCGAAGGCGCUGAAGAAGAAAGCAGAACAAGCCAAGCAGCAGUAAUUCUAAUUGGGGUUCCGCAUUCAAGCAGCCCGCGCAGUAUGUACAUUGGUUGGAGAACCUGCACGCAGCGCGGUGAUAGACGGGAAGCUUUUGACGAAAUUUUUGCUACUACGGACGACGCUACCAUACCUAUGAAGUAUGUAUCGACAUCAAGUACAGCUACAGACGACUCACUUUUUUUUUGCUUUUAAAGAUUUCACUCUGUACGCACACACACAAAGAUCUACUCCAGCGACAUCAUAUUAUUCAUACGCGGAACGAUCAGUCAGCAUGCUGACUUCUACUUCACAAAUAUCCCUAUGAGCAACUACAACCCCUUUGAUGUCAUUGUCAAUCCCUCUUUUUUUGCGUUUUGGCUCAUGUCGAAAGUACACCACGAGCUGACUUUUGUGGUCCCCUGUCGCGGGUAUCUAUCAUGACCAAUCAAUGUUUUGCGACCUCACCUGAUGCUUUCUGACGCGAUCGUUGUUAUUGCGGAACUCGGAGAAUCAAAAAGCAAUACAUGUUUGCCCACACUGGCGCAUGUCAUCUAGCAAGUCACGAAGACUACAACUGACUAUUCUUCAGGCCUUGAUGGCAGUUUUUCCACGCGGCGCUGCCCAAGAUAAAAGCAAUUUAUGCAACCGAUUUGCAUUUGG
Amoebophrya sp. A120 is the source of this 2309-nucleotide messenger RNA. NCBI's taxonomy places the organism in Eukaryota, Dinophyceae, Syndiniales, Amoebophryaceae. The record is from the annotation of a GenBank genome assembly.